UGGUUGGAACAGACUGCAUUCCACCUCCAGGCUUCAGUUGGAAGACUCUGAUGCAAACGGCAGUUUGGGUUCUCUGUCCACCCUAGAAAAGUGCGCAAUGAAGACAGAAGUCACGGUGUUGAUUGAUGCUGUGGACUAUGAAGCAAUCCAUGUGGUCGCCUUUACAAUAGAUAAGAUCAUGAGAAAUCCGUGAGUUGCUAGUCAAAGUAAUGAGCUUUAGUUAACGUAUCAUUGUCAGAUGUAAUCUUACCAAUCAUCCUCCCUCUCAUUUCCGCUACUGUUAGUCAAAUGCUGAUGUUUGAUGCUGAAAACGCAGAAUUUUGUCCAAUCAAAAAACCAUUCACCAAGUCUACACUUCUCAUAUUUUUCGUCUAUAAUUACAUUAAUUACCGCAAAUAGCAGUCCCUUUAUCCCUCCAAAAACACACCUUGAACCAUGAACACCCGAAAGAUGGAUGUCCGGUGUGUUUUGCUUGCCACAGGAAGCUUGGUUUUGUGCUUCUCAGGCUUCGCGGCCGCAGUUGACACUGUCGAUGCAUCUCAACCGUUAAGUGAUGGUGAGACAAUAGCUUCGAGUGGGGGAACUUUUGAACUGGGGUUUUUCAGUCCAGGCAGUUCGAGGGGCCGUUACUUGGGAAUUUGGUACAAGAACAUCCCACUUAGAACUGUUGUUUGGGUUGCAAAUAGAAGUAAUCCAAUUAACGGCUCUAGCGGCACGCUGAUGAUGAAUAGCACAGGCAAUAUAGUCCUCCUAAGCCACAACAGCAGUGUCGUUUGGUCUGCGAACACUACCGAACAGGCCGAGAAUCCAGUUCUACAGCUCUUAGAUAAUGGAAAUCUUGUGCUGAGAGAUGGCAAGAAUGACAGUUUGGAUACUCAUUUGUGGCAAAGCUUCGAUUACCCUACCAACACUUUUUUGCCAGAAAUGAAGCUUGGAUGGGACUUGAAGACCGGUCUCAAUCGGCAAUUAUCUUCCUGGAAGAGUCCAGAUGACCCGUCCCCAGGAGAUUUCACUUGGGGGAUGGCCAACCGUAAUUUCCCUGACAUCGUAGCAUGGAAGGGCUCCAACAAGUACUUCAGGACCGGACCAUGGAAUGGCCUUCGUUUUAGCGGCGCGCCGCAACAAGGGUCCAAUUCCAUUUUCUGGUAUAAUUUCGUAUCCAAUGCAGAAGAAAUUUACUAUAUGUAUCAUAACACCAACAAAUCUGUGCUCGUAAGGACUGUGUUGAAUCAAACAAAUUACUUGUGGGAGCGGUCCGCGUGGAGCGAAGCGACUCAAGGCUGGAGGCUCUUCCUCACUGUUCCAAAGGACUACUGCGACACCUAUGGCUUUUGCGGUGCCUACAGCAAAUGCAUAACUAACCAGCUUCCAUAUUGCCAAUGCUUAAAAGGUUUCACACCCGAAAAUCAGGAUCAAUGGAACUCCACUGACUGGUCACAAGGAUGUGUUCGGAAUGAGCCUCUGAACUGCAGCAUCAGUGAUGGAUUCAUAAAGUAUCCUAACAUGAAAUUGCCGGACACUACUCAUUGUUUAGUGGAUAGUACCUUGAGCCUCGACGAUUGCCGGACCAAAUGCUUGGACAACUGUUCAUGUACAGCAUAUGCAAACUCAGAUAUCCGAGGACGAGGAAGCGGAUGUGCAAUGUGGUUCGGUGAUCUGAUAGAUAUGAGACAGUAUCCAGAUGCUGGGCAGGUUCUAUAUUUGCGGAUGCCAGCUUCUGAAAUAGGGAAGAGUAAUUCCAAGGUGUGGAUAGUUCUGGUAGUUGUAUUAGCAAUUGCCAUGGCUAUUGCCAUGCUAGUCGCCAUCUGUUAUGCCGGCAGAAGAAGGAAAAACUUCGGAGAGAUAGCAGAAAAUAUAUCUGAAGGUCAAGAGAGUGAACACCCUGAUGAUGACUUGGACCUCCCAUUAUUCGACCUACACGCAAUUGCUGAGUCCACAAACAAUUUUUCGAUGAGGAACAAGCUAGGUGAAGGCGGUUUUGGACCUGUAUACAAGGGUAUACUUGUAGAUGGACGAGAAAUCGCUGUGAAGAGACUUUCAAGUAGCUCUAGGCAAGGACUGAGGGAGUUCAAGAAUGAGGUCAUACUAAUUGCGAAACUUCAGCACCGAAAUCUAGUAAAGCUUCUUGGUUGUUGCAUUCAGGGAGACGAAAAAAUGCUGAUCUAUGAAUACAUGCCCAACAAAAGCUUGGAUGCCUUUAUUUUUGAUAAAGAGAGAAGUAAGUUAUUGGAUUGGCCCAAGCGGUUCAAUAUUAUCUGCGGUGUCGCUAGGGGCCUACUUUAUCUUCAUCAAGAUUCGAGGUUGAGGAUAAUCCACCGGGAUCUCAAAGCGAGUAAUGUCCUUCUUGACAACGAGAUGAAUCCAAAAAUUUCAGAUUUUGGCAUGGCUAGGAUAUUUGGAGGAGACGAGACAGAAGGAAAUACCAACAGAGUGGUUGGGACAUAG
Molecule: messenger RNA, 2445 nt
Organism: Syzygium oleosum
Lineage: Eukaryota; Viridiplantae; Streptophyta; Magnoliopsida; Myrtales; Myrtaceae
Product: G-type lectin S-receptor-like serine/threonine-protein kinase At4g27290
Exons: 5
Coding region: 436-2445 (669 amino acids)
Biological process (GO): protein phosphorylation; recognition of pollen
Molecular function (GO): ATP binding; protein kinase activity
Source: RefSeq, a predicted model, not a curated record